ACGUGAUUUACAAACAGACUCCAUCUCUUCCCAAUAUCUCUCCAGAUCGAAAAUCAGAAGCCCCUUUGGUUGCAGGAUCAACAAACACCAGAUCAAACCAUCCACAGGGCCACACCCAAAGCGCAGUUAACCAAAAAAAAAAAGAAAAAAACGAAAACCAUGUCCGGCUCAGCAGCAGCUGUGAUCGCUACGAGCACGUGGGCGAGAGCGCUCCUUAGGAUCUCUCCCUAUACAUUCUCCGCCAUCGGCAUCGCCGUCGCCAUCGGUGUAUCAGUCCUCGGCGCCGCCUGGGGGAUUUACAUUACUGGAAGCAGUUUGAUUGGUGCUGCAAUCAAAGCUCCACGUAUUACGUCCAAGAAUCUGAUUAGUGUAAUUUUCUGUGAAGCCGUUGCCAUAUAUGGUGUUAUUGUAGCAAUCAUCCUACAAACUAAAUUAGAGAGUGUUCCAGCAGCAAAUAUAUAUGAACCUGAGUCUCUUAGAGCAGGAUACGCGAUCUUUGCCUCUGGAAUCAUUGUGGGCUUUGCAAACCUUGUUUGCGGAUUGUGUGUAGGAAUAAUUGGAAGCAGCUGUGCUUUGUCCGAUGCCCAAAACUCCACACUCUUUGUGAAGAUUCUCGUGAUUGAGAUUUUUGGAAGUGCACUUGGGCUGUUUGGAGUUAUCGUGGGAAUAAUCAUGUCCGCUCAAGCAACGUGGCCUUCAAAGACAGGGUGAUUCAAUGUGUUAGUACACUUGAUUUGGUAUUCAUUUGGUAUAUUAUAUAUAUUACGUACGCCAUUUGGACUCUUCUUGUUCUUAGUAGGCAUCCAAGUCCUGACAUAAAAAUGCUGCCUUCAAAUGAGUUUGUGUUCUAGUGGAUGGAAUUUCUGGACAAAUGUAGCAUUUGUACUGUAAUGAUGAGUUUACAACAUUGUUUUGCCUUGCUAUGUACUAGAGUAUCUUGAUUUUGUGCUGUAUUUGAGCCUGCCAAUCAUCUUAUUCCUCAAACCACCUUCUCGGAUUUUCGUUGGAGUGUUAAUAUUGUUGAUCAAUUCUGUUCUUAGUUAAUGAAUUCUCACCGACUUUGUGUUUGGUGAGGUAUGUGAUCUUGA
Messenger RNA from Ziziphus jujuba (common jujube), 1088 nucleotides. Its product is annotated as V-type proton ATPase subunit c''2. Gene Ontology annotation, cellular component: proton-transporting V-type ATPase, V0 domain. Bases 160 to 711 code for a protein of 183 amino acids. Gene Ontology annotation, molecular function: proton-transporting ATPase activity, rotational mechanism. The record is from RefSeq and is a predicted model, not a curated record. Lineage: Eukaryota; Viridiplantae; Streptophyta; Magnoliopsida; Rosales; Rhamnaceae. Gene Ontology annotation, biological process: proton transmembrane transport. The transcript is spliced from 4 exons.